CCGUCCAAGAAAAUAACAUUUUUCUUAGCGUUUCUCUCUUUGAACCAGAUCUCUUGUCGUCAAUCAUGAAGAUAUCGGCCCUCUUUGCUGCUUCCAUGGCUGCUGCUGCCUCAACUUCCGCCGCUCUCAUCUUCUCUGCCCCUUCUUCCCCUCUUACUUGUAACUCCAAUCUUCAGUUUUCUAGCGAGAAGGAGAAAGGACAAGAGAAUUCUGCAACCCUGACCGAGAAAUUUGCACCCAAGUUUGAUGGCUUACGGUUCAUCGAGACUUUGAUCACUGCUCAUAGAUAAAAGCCCCCGUCACCACAAGCUUCAAUUUUUACCCGAUUUGAAGAUUUUUUUUCUUCUUUUAAUUGUUUUGACCUUUUUGACCUGCUGUUGAUUGUUAAGAAGAGAUAGA
Molecule: messenger RNA, 399 nt
Organism: Hibiscus syriacus
Lineage: Eukaryota; Viridiplantae; Streptophyta; Magnoliopsida; Malvales; Malvaceae
Exons: 2
Coding region: 66-290 (74 amino acids)
Source: RefSeq, a predicted model, not a curated record